Molecule: messenger RNA, 5462 nt
Organism: Eptesicus fuscus (big brown bat)
Lineage: Eukaryota; Metazoa; Chordata; Mammalia; Chiroptera; Vespertilionidae
Product: cytochrome P450 26B1
Exons: 6
Coding region: 1046-2584 (512 amino acids)
Biological process (GO): sterol metabolic process
Molecular function (GO): heme binding; monooxygenase activity; iron ion binding
Source: RefSeq, a predicted model, not a curated record
ACCACCAGCCCUGAAAUCCUGCCUCCUGCUUUCCCCCCUCUUUCAUUCUUUUUUGCCUUCCUUUUCUUUUUUCCCCCCUCUUUCUUUCCCCAGCAGCAACUCCAGAGCCGAGAGCCUGCGUCCCGGGACGGACUGCCUUUUCUUAAUUGAUACAAUAGCCCAGCUCGGGUUUUCACCUCCUCCCCCAACUCCACCCCGCCUCACCCCUCCCGCCCGCCGCCGCCGCCGCCGCCGCCGCCCCAGCGCUCGCCCCGGGCUCUGUCGCCGGCUGCGUCCCAUCCCGGCCGAGGUCCGCCGGCUCCGCACCCGCGCGCUCCGGCCGCCGCGCCGCCUCGCCCGCCGCGCCCGCUUCGGGGGUGCAGCGGCGGCUCUGGAGCCGAGGCGCGCCGCCUGGGGCAGCCCCGGGACGCUGGGCUCGGGCCUCUCCGCUCGCCUCGGCUGGGGAGCCUCUCCCCUUGCCCCCAAAGUUUCUGGGUUCGUUGGAAUUUUUGGAUUCAGGAUUUUUUCCCUUUUUUUUUUCCACCUAGGAAUUUGAGGGGGAAACUUUUGACCAAUCGAUCGCAUUUUCUAUCCCUCCUUCCCCCUUCUUCUUCUUCUUCUUUUUUUUUUUUCCCUGAGCAGGGGAAGGGGUUUACAAGAGAGGUUCCCGCUGGACAAAGUUUUUCAAAGUUUUCCGAGUGUGAUGGUUGCGGGGAGAGCUAAGCCACCAGCUUGAUUCACGGCUUCAUCUCACCCCCCCUCGAGCUGCCCCUCAGUCCGCUAUAAGGGAGCAAACAAACAAACAAACAAACAAAGUUACACUCCGAGUCGCCUCGUGUCUCCUCUCUCUCUCUUCUAGGCAUUUUUUUUUUCUCCCCUCCCGCUCUCCCCUCGACGCUUCCACUCCCCUCUCCCCUUCCCUUGGCCCCUUCCUCCUUCUCUGUUUCGGCUGGAGGUGCCAGGACCCUCGGCCGCAGGCACCCCUCCCCCGCCGCUCAAGUCCCUUGUCCGGCCCUCCCCUCCCCCGCCGCGGCCGGCGCAGCCAAUCCCCCGAGCGGCCGCCAACAUGAUCUUUGAGGGCUUGGAGCUGGUGUCCGCGCUGGCCACCCUCGCCGCGUGCUUGGUGUCGGUGACGCUGCUGCUGGCCGUGUCGCAGCAGCUGUGGCAGCUGCGCUGGGCUGCCACCCGCGACAAGAGCUGCAAGCUGCCCAUCCCCAAGGGCUCCAUGGGCUUCCCGCUCAUCGGAGAGACCGGCCACUGGCUGCUACAGGGUUCUGGCUUCCAGUCCUCGCGGAGGGAGAAGUACGGCAACGUGUUCAAGACGCACUUGCUGGGACGCCCGCUGAUCCGCGUGACGGGCGCGGAGAACGUGCGCAAGAUCCUCAUGGGCGAGCACCACCUCGUGAGCACCGAGUGGCCGCGCAGCACGCGCAUGCUCCUGGGCCCGAACACGGUGGCCAACUCCAUCGGCGACAUCCACCGCAACAAGCGCAAGGUGUUCUCCAAGAUCUUCAGCCACGAGGCUCUGGAGAGCUACCUGCCUAAGAUCCAGCUGGUGAUCCAGGACACGCUGCGUGCCUGGAGCAGCCACCCCGAGGCCAUCAACGUGUACCAGGAGGCCCAGAAGCUCACCUUCCGCAUGGCCAUCCGCGUCCUCCUGGGCUUCAGCAUCCCCGAGGAGGACCUCGGGCACCUCUUUGAGGUCUACCAGCAGUUCGUGGAGAAUGUCUUCUCCCUGCCUGUCGACUUGCCCUUCAGUGGCUACCGGCGGGGCAUUCAGGCACGACAGACCCUACAGAAGGGCCUGGAAAAGGCGAUCCGGGAGAAGCUGCAGUGCACGCAGGGCAAGGACUAUUCGGACGCGCUGGACAUCCUCAUCGAGAGCAGCAAGGAGCACGGGAAGGAGAUGACCAUGCAGGAGCUGAAGGACGGGACCCUGGAGCUGAUCUUCGCCGCCUACGCCACCACGGCCAGCGCCAGCACGUCGCUCAUCAUGCAGCUGCUGAAGCACCCGGCCGUGCUGGAGAAGCUGCGGGAGGAGCUGCGGGCCCACGGCAUCCUGCACAGCGGCGGCUGCCCCUGCGAGGGCACCCUGCGCCUGGACACCCUCAGCGGGCUGCACUACCUGGACUGCGUCAUCAAGGAGGUCAUGCGCCUCUUCACGCCCAUCUCCGGCGGCUACCGCACCGUGCUGCAGACCUUCGAGCUCGACGGUUUCCAGAUCCCCAAAGGAUGGAGCGUCAUGUACAGCAUUCGGGAUACUCACGACACAGCGCCUGUGUUCAAAGAUGUGAACGUAUUUGACCCCGACCGCUUCGGCCAGGCUCGGAGCGAAGACAAGGACGGCCGCUUCCAUUACCUCCCCUUCGGCGGCGGCGUCCGGACCUGCCUGGGCAAGCACCUGGCCAAGCUGUUCCUGAAGGUGCUGGCGGUGGAGCUGGCCAGCACCAGCCGCUUCGAGCUGGCCACCCGGACCUUCCCCCGCAUCACCCUGGUCCCCGUCCUGCACCCCGUGGACGGCCUCAGCGUCAAGUUCUUUGGCCUGGACUCGAACCAGAACAAGAUCCUGCCGGAGACGGAGGCCAUGCUCAGUGCCACGGUCUAAGGGGGCCUGGCCCACACCCCUGCCUCAGCCCGGCCAGGCCCUGGGGUGGGAGGCGAUGGAAGGGUACAAACCUGUGUGUGGGAGGGGGCCGCCGCCCGGGGAAGGGGAGCGGCCCCCAUACCUGGCCCUCCUGUUUUCUCUCCCUGGCAAGCCCUACCCAAAGCCAAAAGGGCCCUGCUCUUUGGGGGGAUGGGGCCCCCCCUCCUGGCUCCUGCUUCUCCCAGUCUCUCUCCAGUUCCCACCAGCUUAGCUCCUGGGACAGGGCCUGGCCGGGGCCUCCGCAUGCCCGUUACAGUGUUAAAUGUCAGUCACCUCACGCUGCAGCAUUUGCUUGUCCUGUUCCCAGCGGACCCCUCCCCUCCCAUUUCGUUUGGACCCUAUUGGUUUGAGGUCACGUGGUCGACAUGGGGGGCAGGCGGAAGAGUUGGGCUCUUCAGCACCCCGCCCCCUCCUGCCUCUACUCAGACUCAGGCACCUGCCCCGCCUGGUGUUCGCCUAGAGUCCCCCCCCCCCUUUGCCAGUUUGGACAUUUGAAAUUACCUAUUGCUGCUACUUGUUUUCUUUCCUCUGAAGUUGGGGCAAAAGAGCUCCAGGCCCCAUCCUCCCAGCAUCCUCUCUGGUGGCCCGGGGCGUGCACACAGCAAUGACAUCCCCACCUCCCUGCCAGGUGGCCCUGAGCCCACCCUGCUCCACUGUUACACCCCGCCGAGGCCCUCGGCUCAUAUUUAUUCACUGAUCUAACCGAAUCUUGGCGUUACUGGGGACUGGGCUUGCACCUCCUCCACCCCCCAGCCUCCGUCCCCGCUGCCCGGGGACCUACUUCUGCGAGUGACUCAGCCCUCUCUGGCUGAGCUUCAGCAGCUCCCGCAGGCUCCAGUCCUUCUGUGGGUUCAACCUCCACGGCACUUCUGGGGUGCAGUCCAGCACCUCUGCCUUUGUCCCCCAGCGGAAGAUGAGGAAAUGGCCCACCAACUCCUCCCCAACUCUGCCAGCAGCAUGGGGAUUUGGAGGCUGCACCAUCUCCCACACAGUCACUGUUCCCCCCGGGGACCCCCCCCCCCCACUAGACUAGUGAGUAUGGGGAAGGAUACGGGUUCUUUCUCUGACAGGGAGCGAGGGGCUCCAUUGUCCCUUCCUUAACCUUCCCCCUCCGCCUUGGAAAGGUGUCCUUGAAGGCCCUUCCCACCUCUAUGCCACUGUCUGCUUAGCCCAGCUCAGGGGUGUGGGACGAGAUGAGAGCGAGGGGAGGUGAGCUAGAAGGCAGCCCUUCCUCAGGGGUCCUGAGGCGGCUGCGGGGAGGCUGUGGGGAGAGCUGAGGAGAGCAUGUGCGAUUUGUCAGAAGUAGAUUUGCUUGGAAACGGGCCAGUCGGUGGGGGGGAUGACUGGGGGGGAAAGGAGUAGCUGCUGCCACCAGCAUUUUGGGAUGCCCCCCCCCCCCCCCCUGGGCUGGUGUGGGGCCUUUGGUGAGUCUUCAGCGGUUUUGUCUGGUUUUGGAUUUGUCUGUGCUGUCUGUGUCUCUCAAUUGGCUUUUGAUGCCGUAAACGCGAUGAGUCCUCUUUACAAGAAAACCAGCGCACGGAGGAAGGUGCGGGACGUCGAUGCGUCUGCCUCUCGAAGAGGUGACCACUGACCACGCCGUGGCCGCCUCUGAGGGUGCUGAGGGGACAGAUGGCACUCCCACUCUGGACCCCACUCAUAACCACCUGUUCUCAGUUGUUUCAUUUGGUUUCUUCCUUUUCACUAUUAAAAAAUAGUGUACAGCAGAUUUGAUUGGCAAAAAAACAGACGUUCAAAAAAAAUUAGUAAUAGCUCUCAGUUUCUCUGCAUUCUGAAAAACAGGCAAAACUGUGUUAGGACUCAUCAAAACUUGCAGGAGAGCUGCGUGGUCCACCAGCGUUGGGCACCCACAGGAAAGCCUGGCGUCUGGACGUUCCUGCGCCUUCAAGCUAACCCGGCUCCCGGGCCCAGUCGUGCUCGGGCCAACAGCUGGGGAUGCGCAGGGGCCGCUUCAGACGGGAAGCCCACUGGGCGCGGCCCUGGAGGGCUCUGGGAGGCCUCAGUGGACCUUCCAUUUGGGGUGACCAGCUGGAGAGGGGCAGAGAGAGGGCUGAGGAGGGUCCCUGUGAGGAGGGAAGGAGGAUCAUUUGCCCUGCUGGGUCUCAGAGAUAACCAGAGAAAGGAAGAAAGCUCUUGACUGGCUGAGCGAGGGGUUCCCAUGUCGAAGUCCAUCCAUCUCUCCUCUGUGCGUCCGUCGGUGUCCGUGUGUCUGUGUGUAGGUCUUCUAGACGUAGCGUAGCUGGGUGAUGUUUUCUCACUUACCAUUCCUAACUAUUGUAACUUGACGUUAAAAAAGACAAAACCCCACCACACGUUUCCUGCCACGGGCUUGCAGAUUGAAGCACUUUCGAUGUUGGGCGCUGGCGAUUCUGUUCUGGGCUCCAUCCCGACCCUGCCCAGAGCGCUAUGAUAUUAUUUUAUACACAAAACUUUUUUUUUUUCAUAAAUGUUAUAAUUUUGUGUCUGUCUUUAUAAACUAUUAUAAGUACUAUUUUUGUUAUAAUUCAAAAUAGAUAUUUAGUAUAAAGUUUUUGCUGUUAAAUAUUUGUUAUUUAGUAAAAUAUGAAUUUUUCUCUAUUGUAAACAUGGUUCAAAAUAUUAAUAUGUUUUUAUCACAGUUGUUUUAAUAUUGAAAAAGCACUUGUGUGUUUUGUUUUGAUAUGAAACUGGUGCCGUGCGUUUUUGCUGUCACGUGGUCUUAAUCUGUAUAUAAUAUCCCAUGUUGCAUAUUAAAAAAAAAAUGAAUGUUGUGCAUUUUGUGAUUUUGAAAGUACUCGAUGUGGCUCUUUCAUAGGCUUCCAUAAUAAACCGUGGGGACUCA